AUGAAUUCUUCUGCUGGCUCGGUGUAUGAGAACUUCAAUGUCACCCUGCCUAUUCAGAAUGUUACUCCUAAGGACAGCUUCAGCUCUGCUCUUACCAAAAACAUAGUAGCCAUGCUAGUGUGGUUAGCCCUCAGUGUCCUCAACGGUAGCAUGGUGUCCACUUUCCUUAGACACAGCUUUUUCUAUGAAGACCCACGCUACAUCAUGUUUAUUUGCAUGGUUGUUAAUGAUGCGGUUCAGCUGACAUUGGUAACAGGUUUGUACAUGGUGAGCUAUGUAUUCUCUAGGAUCCUGGCAUCUGCCUGCUGUCCUCUUAUCAUGACAGCUGUGCUGACGACCCGCUCUACUCCUCUCAUUCUUGCUGGGAUGGCCAUUGAGCGCUAUAUUUCCAUCUGCUUCCCCCUUCACUAUGGUCAUAUGUGCACAGUGCAGCGCACCCUCUGGCUGAUAGGGAUCAUCCUGGUCCUAAGUGCUGCUCCUCCCCUCACUGACCUCUUUGUAACUCUAAACAAAGAGCCUGCUUCCUUCUUUUAUACCUUGAUAUUUUGUGACCAUACACAGCUAUUCCGUGACCGCUCCAUCUACUACAAGAACUGUGCCUUUGACAGUGUGUAUUUUUCCUUCGUCUUUCUGGCCUUGCUUUAUACAUAUUGUAAGAUAAUGCUGACAGCACGAGCAGCCUCCACUGACCUGGUGUCAGUGAAGAAGGCCCGGAACACAGUGCUGCUUCAUGGUGUACAGCUGCUGCUCUGUAUGCUGGCUUUUGUGGUGCCAUCCAUGCAGGCACCGCUUAUCCAGCUGUUUCCACAGUAUGGUCUAGAGAUACGCUAUGUCAAUUUUCUGCUGGUAUACAUCAUUCCACGAUUUCUUAGUCCUAUGAUCUACGGGUUUAGAGAUGAGAAAUUCCGGAAAUACUGGGUUAGGUACCUGUCUAGGGUCAAUAGGGUUAAGCCGGCUGAUCAAUUUUCACAGAAACCAAGAUGA
Messenger RNA from Trichomycterus rosablanca, 984 nucleotides. RefSeq names its product odorant receptor 131-2-like. The record is from RefSeq and is a predicted model, not a curated record. Lineage: Eukaryota; Metazoa; Chordata; Actinopteri; Siluriformes; Trichomycteridae. Gene Ontology annotation, cellular component: membrane. Gene Ontology annotation, molecular function: olfactory receptor activity; odorant binding; G protein-coupled receptor activity. Bases 1 to 984 code for a protein of 327 amino acids. Gene Ontology annotation, biological process: G protein-coupled receptor signaling pathway; detection of chemical stimulus involved in sensory perception of smell. The transcript is spliced from 2 exons.